AUGGUCUCCGAAUAUUACACACAGAAAGACGACGCCGUGUACGCGACCUCCAAUGGUGUGCCAUACUCGGCUCAUCCACUAGGAGCCCAAACUGCAGGCCCUGGUGGCCCCUUGUUAUUGCAAGACUUCAACUUGAUUGACGAUCUUAGUCAUUUUGAUCAGGAACGUAUUCCAGAGAGGGUUGUUCAUGCUAAAGGUGGAGGUGCCCAUGGAUAUUUUGAGCUCACUGAUUCGUUAUCUGAUCUCACCUACGCUCGUCCAUUUCAGACAGUAGGUUAUAAGUGUCCAGUCUCAAUCAGAUUUUCCACAGUUGGUGGAGAAAGAGGAACACCUGAUACUCUUCGUGAUCCAAGAGGGUAUUCAAUUAAGUUCAAAACUGACAUAGGAAACAUGGAUUGGGUGUUCAACAAUACACCAGUGUUUUUCAUUCGUGAUCCUAAUAAGUUUGCCAAAUUCAUUCAUACCCAAAAGAGGGAUCCGUCAACUCACCUCAAUCAAAACAUGGAUUCAACAAUGACUUGGGAUUAUUACACUCUCAAUCCUGAGUGUCUCCAUCAAAUCACCUACAUGUUUGGUCCACGGGGAACACCCAAGACUUGGGCCGGAAUGCAUGGCUAUUCGGGCCAUACAUUCAAAUUUGUGAAGGAAGAUGGACUGUUCAACUACAUUCAACUUCACGUUUUAGCCGACGACGGAUUUCCAACGCUUUCUAUUGAAGAAGCAAAUGAAUUAGCAGGUGCUGCGCCUGAGUACCAUAUCAAAGAUUUGUACGACAGGAUCGCUGAGAAGAAGUUCCCCACUUACUCCGUUUAUGUGCAAACUAUGAGUCCUGAACAAGCUGAAAAUUUUCGGUUUUCAAUUAACGACUUGACGAAAGUUUGGCCACAUAAGGAGUUUCCUUUGAGAAAGUUUGGAAAGAUUGUUCUUGAUAAAAAUCCUGAGAACUAUCAUGCUGAAAUAGAGCAAUUGGCCUUUUCUCCAGCACACUUGGUACCAGGUCUUGAGCCAUCAAAUGAUCCAGUCUUACAGUCUCGUUUGUAUUCAUACUCGGACACCCAUCGUCACAGAUUAGGAACAAAUUACCAGCAGCUUCCAGUGAAUAGGCCAAGAACUUUCGAAAAAGGAUCAGGUUGUCCCUUCUUGGCUGGAAACUUGCAACGCGAUGGACCCGCAGUUUUUGACAAUCAAGGAAGCAGACCGAAUUACUUGAGUAGUUUGCAACCAAUUAACGCGGUUUCAUCAAAUCCUAAGGAGUAUUCCAAUGGCUUGGGAACCACUGAAAGAGCAAAAUACAUUGGAGUAGUAACCAAGAAGGAAACUGACAAGUACACGGUAUUGCAAAGUGAAAGAGCCAAGAGAGCUCACGAUGAAAAGAUUUGGUUGAAUUCGUACGAUUACAUCUCUGGCUUCUCCGAAUUGGACGUCGAACAGCCUCGCGCGUUGUACCAAAAGGUGUUUAACGAUGAGCAACGUAAAUAUUUUGUGGAAGCAGUCGUGGGACAUGCAUCAACCAUUACGAAGAGCUACAUUAAGGAAAGACUUGCUCUUCUUUUCGGUGUCAUGGAUGAAGAUUUAGGUAAGACACUUGCCAACCGCUUAGAAGUGAAAUUCGAGAAGUUGAAUGCCGAAGAAUAUGCCAACAAAGUUGGAAUCUCUCCCGCCAAUUGA
Molecule: messenger RNA, 1668 nt
Organism: Meyerozyma guilliermondii ATCC 6260
Lineage: Eukaryota; Fungi; Ascomycota; Pichiomycetes; Serinales; Debaryomycetaceae
Product: catalase
Exons: 1
Coding region: 1-1668 (555 amino acids)
Biological process (GO): response to hydrogen peroxide; hydrogen peroxide catabolic process
Cellular component (GO): cytoplasm; mitochondrion; peroxisome
Molecular function (GO): heme binding; catalase activity
Source: RefSeq, a predicted model, not a curated record